Messenger RNA from Ilex paraguariensis (yerba mate), 3117 nucleotides. The record is from the annotation of a GenBank genome assembly. NCBI's taxonomy places the organism in Eukaryota, Viridiplantae, Streptophyta, Magnoliopsida, Aquifoliales, Aquifoliaceae.
AUGGUUCUCUAUAAAUUAAGACAAUUUGAGCAAGCAAAUUCGUCAAAACUGGUCAAUCCAACAGAGAGGCUAAAAUUUGACCCGCUGUCUGUUGUCACACUCCAUCCUGGUAGUAUCCAACCCCACUUCCUUAGGAUGGAGCAGACUACACCUGACAGCAAUGUUCCGACGGGCCAUAUCAGGAUUGGGCACAAAGAAAGUGAAGAGGAAGGGGAUGGUAGUAGUGAUUCGGAGCAUGAGGAGGAUAUUGAUGAACAAUCCCAACAUCCUCAUGGGGUUGAUAUUGCUGCUGAUGACUCUGAGUCAACUGAGAAAGAAGCCAGCUCUGCUGUAGAUGAUUUUGAUGAGGAAGCUGAUGUUGCAAGAAAAGUUCUGAAGAACUUGUUUUCAUCAUCUUCUAAAGAAACACCUUCUCUCAGUGAUGAUUCCACACUACCCAGGAAAAACAAGGGUGAUGAAACCGUCAUUUUACCUGACAAGCCAUCUGAUGGAAUACAUGUUACAAAAUCUGAAAACUCCAGCGAAAACNAUUCCACACUACCCAGGAAAAACAAGGGUGAUGAAACCGUCAUUUUACCUGACAAGUCAUCUGAUGGAAUACAUGUUACAAAAUCUGAAAACUCCAGCGAAAUCCAACUAAGAAACCUUAAAUCGGUGGAAGGAGAAGAUGAUCUUCUGAGAACAAUUUUCAUAAACAAUCUUCCUUUUGGUAUAGAUAGUGAAGAAGUGAAACAAUGUUUCUCUCGAUUUGGUGAAGUGCAUUCCUUUAUUCCAGUUCUCCAUCAAGUCACGAAGCGACCAAGAGGAACUGGAUUUCUCAAGUUUAAGAUAAUGGAUGCUGCUGAUGCUGCAUGUUCAGCAGCCAAUGCCGUAGCUGGUUUGGGUAUCUUUCUCAAAGGUAGACAAUUGAAAGUUUUCAAGGCUUUGGACAAGAAAGCAGCUCAUGAGAAGGAGCUGGAAAAGACAAAAAAGGACCAUGACCAUCGCAACCUUUACCUGGCAAAGGAAGGUCUUAUUGUUGAGGGCACUCCAGCCGCUGAAGGAGUUUCAGCUACCGAUAUGUCAAAACGCCAAAUGUUGGAAAGGCAAAAGAUGACUAAGCUUCAGUCUCCCAAUUUUCAUGUUUCAAGGAUGAGACUCAUCAUAUACAAUUUACCAAAGUCAAUGGAUGAAAAGGUUCUUAGAAAACUUUGUAUAGAUGCAGUUACCUCUCGAGCUACUAAGCAAAAACCUGUAAUUCGACAGAUAAAGAUUUUGAAGGAUACUAAAAAAGGAACAGUAGUCGCGAAAAAUCAUUCUCGGGGAGUCGCUUUUGUUGAGUUUACAGAGCAUCAACAUGCACUUGUGGCUCUGAGAGUUCUCAACAACAACCCUGAAACUUUUGGUCCUGAGCAUCGCCCGAUUGUGGAAUUUGCUCUUGAUAAUGUCCAAACUCUAAAGCUCCGUAAAAAUAAUCUCCAAGCUCAGCAGCAGGGCUCUCAUACUAAUGCAGCUGAUAUGCGGCUAGAUGAUGACUCACCUACACUUAUUGGCCAUCCAAACAUGAAGUUGAGAAAACGCCAAUCUAGAGGUGACACCACAUUAUCGAAGACUUCAGGUACUAAAAAAGACGGUGAAGUGGAAAACAGAGCACUUGAAGUUGCUGCCACUGAAGAAGGCAGAAGUAUCAAGAAACAGAGGAGUUCUUUGAGAAGGGAAAGGAAAAAUGGGUUUUCAACGAAGGAAAACCUACAAGACUCAAAAGAGAAGCUGAAGAAUUGGAAUCAAGGAAGCAAGCUUGAUGGUGGAGAACCACUCCGAGUUGAAAGUAUGGCCAUUAGUUCACGAAAGGCUAGAGUUUUAGAGGAAGCAGAUGUGCAAAAGAAAAAGAGGAAAUUGCAAGAUCAAACAGAACAGAAGGUGGCGAUUAGUUCAAAGAAAAUGAAGACGACCAAAAAAAACAAAGACCCUUUGGGCCGAGAUGCGGUGGAUAAACUUGACAUGUUGAUUGAACAAUAUAGAUCAAAGCUAUCACAGCAUAGUUCCAACAAAAGUGAUGGUGAAAAGCAAGGGUCUAGACAGCUUCGAAGUCCAUGGCGAAAGCCCGGGCCGUUCGGCGAACGUUGGACUCCUACUCCUAUUCCGUCAAAGGCAUCACCAAAAUCAUUCGACUCCAUGGCGAAAGCCCGAGCCGUUCGGCGAACAUUGGACUCCUACUCCUAUUCCGUCAAAGGCAUCACCAAAAUCAUUCGACCUGGCGAUUGUGUGUUGAUGAGACCGUCCGAUUCAUCAAAGCCGUCGUACGUUGCCAGAGUAGAGCAGAUCGAGUCGGACAGUAGAGGAGCCAACGUUAAGGUUCACGUCCGGUGGUAUUACCGGCCGGAGGAAUCGAUCGGGGGCCGGAGACAGUUUCACGGUUCCAAGGAGGUCUUUUUGUCCGAUCACUAUGAUAUUCAGAGCGCUGAUACAAUAGAAGGGAAGUGUACGGUGCACAGUUUCAAGAGCUAUACGAAACUUGAUUCUGUUGGCAACGACGAUUUCUUCUGCCGUUUCGAGUACAAUUCGUCCACCGGAGCGUUCAAUCCCGAUAGAGUAGCCGUGUACUGUAAAUGUGAGAUGCCUUACAAUCCUGAUGACCUAAUGGUUCAGUGUGAAGGCUGCUCUGAUUGGUUUCAUCCUACUUGUAUAGACCUAACCCCAGAGGAAGCCCAAAGACUUGAGCACUUCUUUUGCCACACUUGUUCUUCUGACGGCAAAAAAAAAUUGCAUUCUCUUUCUGCUUCCAGAACCUCAGAUACUAAGGUGGAUACAAAACGCCGUAGGAGGUGACACAUACUAAAUUGGAGGGAUUCAAGUACUCUACUAGGAAGCAAGCAAGCAAACACGGAGGCAAAUGAGAUAUGCAUCACAAGCAACAGUAUUUGCCAGCUGAUGUGAUAGGGAAACUGGUUUAAAAACUCUGACCGUCUAUUUGGUUUCUUUUGGGACAAGUCAGCCUUUUUUCCUUUAGAAGGUUGAGGAUGUGUUUGGUUGUCUGUAUUUAUCUAAUGGUAGAUUUUUCCUUCUUGCACCUUUUAUCGGAUUUUCUCUGUAUUAUGUGAAUCAUUCUCCAUAAAUAUAAAAGUAAUAUGUAAAGGG